UAAAAAUAGCUUGUGCAGCUGUUAUGCAGCCUUAAAUAGAGUUGGGCAUUGAUAAAAUCACUCUCUUUUCUUUACUUCAAUUUGUGACUACUUCCCUACACAAAAUUAAUUAAUGGAGUGAUUCUAUUUAGGUUGAAUAUUAAUUAAUUACAAGGAUUCCUAGCUAUUUAACUACUAGAUUUUGUUUCAAUCCAAAGGUGGUAAGAGAGGCAUACCAAAGAUCGCCGCAUGCGCGGCGGCGGCAUGGAGGAGCAGCUGAAGACGCCGGCGGCGGCGAUGAAGAAGCUGACGGUGCCGGAGAAGAAGUCCCUGCACGUGCUCCAGGCCUCCGCGUCGGGGAAGUUCUCGCUGACCACCUCGCCGGAGGCGCCGGCGGUGAUGAUGACGACGCCGAGGAAGCAGGCAUCCGCCGCGCAGUCGAAGCAUCUGCUGGGCGUGAGCCCCCGGGCGGCCGCGGCGGCGCCGUCGUGCCUCUGCUCGCCGACGACGCACGCCGGCUCGUUCCGGUGCAGGCUCCACCGCGGCGGCGGCGGGCUCGCCGGCUCCGUCGGCUGCGGCCUCAGCGACAUGGGCACCAAGAAGGCCGGCGUAUGACGUCGUCCAUGCAUGCAUGGCGUCGAGCUGGCUCCGGCGUGUAGCAAUGGCCGGCGCGGCGGCAUUAAUUUUGUCCACCUGCUUAGAUUUCUUUAAUUUGUGAUGAUGCAGGGAAGGAGAAGAGAUUGAGGGGCCCUAGCUCGAUCUGCUGCACCACCCUUUCUUUUGUAUUAAUGAUCUAUGCUCAUGCUAUUAAGACCUUCGAUCUUGAGAUUAACUCAGCUGGCCGUGUUAUAUUUCUUUUUAUGAAAAAGAAAGUAGGAAUAACAAAAUAUAUAAGCAUUAACAAAUUUUUAGGUUGCCGUAAUGAGCUAAACUACCCAUGUAUCAGAUGGAAACAUAGGCAUUUUAUAUUGAAAAACACUCAAUGGUGCAGGUUUUACCAUGAGUUAAUCAUAUAAAACCUCAUCUCCAAUGUAAGCAACGAGGAGAGCGUUCCUAAUUAUAUAUAAUUAAAAUUAUCUCUACCC
Molecule: messenger RNA, 1064 nt
Organism: Oryza brachyantha (malo sina)
Lineage: Eukaryota; Viridiplantae; Streptophyta; Magnoliopsida; Poales; Poaceae
Exons: 2
Coding region: 229-594 (121 amino acids)
Source: RefSeq, a predicted model, not a curated record